UGACUUAUCCUCGUCCGGUCAGCAGUACGGGUCCGACUUGGACACGCUAGACGUAACGAACAUGUACCCGCAAAACUUAUUGACGAUUCCGGCGCACCAUCAUUUUGAAAGGCAAAUUUCCGAACCGACCAUUCCAACAUCGCCGGCCGUAUCGUCUCCACCGGAAGCGCGAUCAGCACCCGCGGAUCGUUCACACGGCGAACAUCAUCUCACCGUAUCUCAGCAGCCAUAUCUUGCAAGAACAUGUGAAACAACACUCCCACCCAUUGUUGCCAAGGCGUUUCAGGCUAUUUCGUCAUACCCACCACACAAAGCUCAACUCCGUUGACCCUGGUCACCAGUAGUAGUGGGUCCACCCACUAUCUAACGCCGUCCUCCUCUCUGAAAACCGAUUCGGACGAUGAACCGUCGACACCCGUACCCCCAAUUCCACAAAUCCGACAAAUCCACCUGAAAACCGAUCGCACAUCGAGUCCAACAGUUGUUCUCGUUUCCGAUAUGGAAUCGCUCCAACAGCAGCACCAGCACCAUUUAUCGGGAAGUGCGGUUGCCAGUACAAGCACCUAUCACAACGAUCACCACGACCAGCACCACCAGCUCUACCGCCGCAGCGCUACUUGCCGACCUGAGUUCAUCAACGCCGAGUUCAAUUCGCAUAAAGGCGACGAAUUGUCGCAGUCUGCUUCAUCUCCUUUGAUGAGCAGCCGAUCGAAGGAAAUACACGGCCUGGACAGCCAACGGUCUAGCCACUGUCCGGUGGUACGGGAGGGUCCCGCGCUGGGUUGCAAUUUCUGCUGGAACACAAGGAGGAUACUGCGACGGAAAACCAAGUACCACUGUCCCGAGUGCCAUACGAACUUGUGCAUUGCGCCUUGCUUCCAGGAGUAUCACGAACGACAAUCGGCGGAGAACCCUGCCCCCACCAGCAACGACAGCGGAAGCGCCUGUGUGUAUGGUGUAGGUGGAUUGUACGUAAAAGUGGAUCUCCGAUUUGUUGAGCACCUUUACUUUUGCGGAAUUGUGUCAUUCUCUUUGUUGUUUUUGAUGGGCCUAAUUCAAUCAAGCGCACAACAUGAAAAAAACGAAUCUACAGUAAAAGCCAAAAGCACCGUUAUACGUCAUGAACCCGGAUACCUGCAUUGCGGUGGAUUCAGCUUUUGCGCCCUCUAAAAGUGUCCCGUAAAGAAAACUAAUACGGCCUCCACUGUGCUAAGUUUGUCCACAAGAACAGACAGAACUUGUCGUUCUCGAAAACGGACGUUAAAAUCAUCUAAUGGAAAAAUCACGACGAAAACUCCGGUACGCAAAAUCUCCGAUUGUUAAGUCGAAUUACUUGGGAGAAUCCGAAACAACUGAUAGUGGAGCUUAAUGCGGAAUUGAGAACGCUCCUGUUGCACUCCCCUGGAUAUCAGCAUCUCCGCCGUUUGUAUUUGUACUACAAACUGCUCCUACGAGAGUGAAUAACAUUCAUCAUACAGCAUCAUACAUAGGAAGAGCAGCAUCAUACAUGGGGGGGCCUCUGGGGGGCCUCUGUUAAUACGGAAUCGUUCCUGCCUGGCCAUCUCAACUGGCAUGCAACGACAGAACUGAAGAACAUUGUACGCCACAAGUGCAUAUAAUACUGAACAAUCUGGAGUUUUCAGAAAGCCAAACUGACCCAUCACAUAAGCACAGUAAAAUCAGUCAAAUCGACUAGACUGACUGGGCCUGUCCUGCUAAACUGUGAUUUGUGUGACUUAAUAGAUGCCAUGUUUAACUAGGUCCACAAACUGCUGGGUUUUGCUCUCCGUUCCGGUGAGAUGUGUGCGGUAACCGCUUCUUAAAGGAAUAAUUGUUGAAGGCUUCAACUCGAAACAGCACAUAUAAUGUAAACCAGCGCUGAAGGAGGAGACGUACGCCUGCAAGGAAUGCGAUCGUUCCUUCGGUACGUGCCAUUACUAAAAUGUUCGAGAAACCCAUACACGGUCUAAGUGCCAGCUGGAUUUGCGACAUCUCCGCCAAAGUAUUCACACUGGAGAUCCACUGAUACCAGUACAUCCAGGAGGGGAUGGCGGCGCUGAAUUGCCAGUGUAAGUCCUGGUGGAUAAAGAACGCAGUCAUUCGAAGCGGUGCAGAUCCAAGCCGUUUACGUGAGAAAUUUGCGACAUCAUCACAAAACGACUACUCCGAUCCCGAUGUGCACAGACGAGCGCACACAAUGUAGUUGACAUCACUAAACUUACGUAAUUCACAAAGUCAAGUUACUUCCGGAACUACUGUAGACCAUAGUGUCCAAGACAGCUCUUGUGAACGACAGCGAGAAUUCAAAGACAGCAUCGAGCUGUAAGCAAUUAUUCAAUACGACAGCUCGUCACAGUUGCUUUCGAUGUCAAGGGAAUCGGGCAAUGAAUUUGUUCUAGAUUACCACGAAGUCACUCUUGCCAACAUCAGUUUGGAAUAUUUAUUGGUGACUGGAUGUCAUUUUAUAUGUUACACGAG
Molecule: messenger RNA, 2478 nt
Organism: Armigeres subalbatus
Lineage: Eukaryota; Metazoa; Arthropoda; Insecta; Diptera; Culicidae
Exons: 6
Coding region: 499-1170 (223 amino acids)
Source: RefSeq, a predicted model, not a curated record